This is a messenger RNA of Colletotrichum higginsianum IMI 349063, 1959 nucleotides long. RefSeq names its product LysM domain-containing protein. Lineage: Eukaryota; Fungi; Ascomycota; Sordariomycetes; Glomerellales; Glomerellaceae. Bases 1 to 1959 code for a protein of 652 amino acids. The transcript has a single exon. The record is from RefSeq and is a predicted model, not a curated record.
AUGGCAAACUCCCUAAACCCGGUCGGGUCGGCAUCUCACAUGUCUUCGUCGGCCCUUUUGCCAGCACACCAUGAUGCCGAAGCCCGUCCGCGCAACCGGCGUCUCAUCAGCACCGUCGACGAUUCAUCCUCGACUGGAGGGCCUAUGGAGAGCCUCUCUGCCUCCUUCUCUGCUCUACGUACCCCGUCUAACCGCGCGCCCAGCCCCAUGCCCUCCAGCCAGUUGUCCAGGGACACAUCCACCAAGCCCGCUGCUCGGACUACCUCUGCCAGCAACCGCCGAAAUAAUACUACACCGAACACAGCCAGUUUUCUCGACACGACGUGGUCUCAGGGCUGGGCCUCGAUUCAAGGGCUGGCCUCUUCCAUCUUGUCCGGUGGAAGUGUCCACGAAGCGGGCUACGAGUCAGAUCACCGGGAGGGAAGACGGACUGGCUUUAAUCCCCUUAAGCGAGACUAUUCCACCCCGCCACGGAAGACGCCCAAGGACUGGGGCCCUGCGCCGCCGUCUAGUUCUCGGCCUGGUCACCAGGAUAUAGCGGCAGGUUCUCUUGCGGAACGAAACGCCGCCCUUAAAGCAGCCCGGACGGCGAGCGUCUUGGAAAGUCACGAGGGCGUUAAUGGGGGACUUGAUGUGGCGGGCAAGUACAAGAGGAGGAAUUCGGAUGAGGUUAUCAGGGACACGCCGCAAGAGGAGGAAGUCCAAGACCAACUGGUCUAUAUCCACCAUGUACAACCUACUGACACCUAUGCCGGCAUAGUGCUCAAGUACAGGUGCCGCGAAGACGCAUUCAGGAAGGCCAACGGCCUGUGGUCCAGGGACAUACAGGUGCGAAAAUGGCUAGCCAUACCGGUAGACGCCUGUGAAAUUAAAGGACGCCCAUGCGAGCCACCCUCGAAUGAGGGGCAAGCUGUUGAUUUGCUUGCCCCAACACCGGAGCCCCGAAGUGCUCAUGGGCGGGGUGGACUUACUUCAGCUCAAUCACAGCAAGUCGAUUUCUUCAGCUUGCCGACCACAAACGACUCAACGUCUGAGCUACCCAAAAGCGAGGAGCAGGAAGAGCAGCCAUGGACCCAUGUGCGUUGGGUUACUCUCGACUCGGUCGCAAAACCAGUGGAGAUUGCCCGUGUAUCGAAGAAAACAACAGGGUACUUCCCACCACGACGGAAGAAGAGCCUCCGGAGUACCUCGACCUUGUCGACACCGAGACACUCUCUUGAUACUGCAGCGAUAGUAGCUGGGUUCACGGAAAGCCCCGAACAAGUGGGCAGGUCAUCUUCUCGACGUCAAAGCAACCUCAGCAGCAGGCCGAACCUACCCAGCACUCCAGGGCGGUCUACACCCGCGUCAUCAAGGAGCAGGAUGAACAGCGAUGCGGGGGACACGCGGCCGGCAUGGAUGAGGAGACCUGGCGGCGUUGGUUCCCUGGGGCGAAGCGUGCGUGCGCCUGGCCCAGAAAGGGAUUACUUGAACUCGUGGGCGAAGAAACAUCUUCCUGGAAUCGCCAUCGACGAAUCGCUGCCGUCUAUUUCCGUCAUGGGAUCCGAAACUGCCAAUUUUGGCUUUAGGCCAGGGUCCAGCGGCGGAAUUGUGGAAAGCCCUUUCGACGAGGGACAGGAUCUUUUGGCGACAUCCCGGCAAAGUUCGGGUCUCGAUCGUGCCGCGGCGACGGUAGAAACGUGGUUGCGCGGCGCCUUCGCCAAAGCCCCUGGUACACCGACUCUGGGGACUCGGAGCCGUCACCCGGACGAUCUCGAUCUCAUCGAGUUGACGGACACCAACAGCGACGACGGAAGGUUGUCCUUGCCGGUCGGCGGCGGGUUGACUAGCUCGGGCUUCCUUGAGGCUGCCCCGAUGAGUGAUGUCGGCUCCACCGGCAGAAGUGACGGGGACGGAUCGGUUAGAGGCCGGACUUUGGGCCACACCGCAGCGACUGCCAAGGGCAAGAAGUCUGAUUAG